UCGCUCUGUCAGUGGCGGCUGCUGCCUGCUCCGGAGGCGGGCUGCGCUGUGGCGGCCGAAGCUGGCAGAGCUGGGCGCCAGCGCCGGGCUUUGCCCGCUUCUACUUGAAGCUGUGAAUUCCUUUGGACAACUGAUGAUAUUUAUCAUUGUGCCCAGUUUCUACAAAUAAAAAAAUGGGUGGAUUAUUUUCUCGAUGGAGGACAAAACCUUCAACUGUAGAGGUUCUGGAAAAUAUAGAUAAGGAAAUUCAAGCAUUGGAAGAAUUUAGGGAAAAAAAUCAGAGAUUACAAAAAUUAUGGGUUGGAAGAUUAAUUCUCUACUCUUCAAUUCUCUAUCUGUUUACAUGUUUAAUUGUAUACUUAUGGUACCUUCCCGAUGAACUUACAGCAAGACUUGCCAUGACACUCCCAUUUUUUGCUUUCCCAUUAAUCAUCUGGAGCAUAAGAACGGUGCUUAUUUUCUUCUUUUCCAAGAGAACAGAAAGAAAUAAUGAAGCAUUGGAUGAUUUAAAAUCCCAGAAGAAAAAAAUACUUGAAGAAGUCAUGGAAAAAGAAACUUAUAAAACAGCUAAAUUAAUUCUUGAAAGGUUUGAUCCAGACUCAAAGAAAGCAAAGGAGUUGGAGCCGCCAUCUGCUGGAGCAACUAUAACUGCAAGACCUGGACAAGAGAUUCGUCAGCGACCUGCAGCUCAAAGAAACCUUUCUCCAGCACCAGCAGGCUCUAGCCAGGGCUCUCCCCGCAAAGUUCCAGUAUCUCCUGGACCACCAAAGGACACUUCGGCCCCUGGUGGACCCCCAGAAAGAACUGUUAUUCCAGCCCUAUCGUCAAAUGUGUUACCAAGACGUUUUGGAUCCCCUGCUACUUCAGUGCCUGGAAUGGGUCUUCAUCCUCCUGGUCCACCUUUAGCAAGACCUAUUCUGCCCCGAGAACGAGGUGCUCUGGAUAGAAUUGUUGAAUAUUUAGUUGGUGAUGGUCCACAGAACAGGUAUGCCCUUAUAUGUCAGCAGUGUUUUUCUCACAAUGGCAUGGCUUUGAAAGAAGAAUUUGAAUACAUUGCUUUUCGUUGUGCCUACUGUUUUUUCUUGAAUCCUGCAAGAAAAACCAGACCCCAGGCUCCAAGACUUCCAGAGUUUAGUUUUGAGAAGGGGCAGACUUUAGAAGGCUCAAGCACAGUUGGUUCCUUGCCCUCAGGAAGUGUGAUUUCAUCAGAGAACCAGAUAAGUGAAGAAUCUUUAGAAGAACAAGACGUUCUAGAUAACAGUACAGAGCAGACAGAUGACAAAAUACCGGAUACAGAGCAGACAGACCCAGUGAUUGAACAAGCAUCUGGCACAGAGAAACCAGAGGAGAAGCAAGAAGAGACCGAGAAUGGGGAAACCUCAAUGAAUAAAGCCAAAUCAACAGUUCCCAGAGCUGAUGCUAUUCCUAAUCCUGAACUAAGUGGAGAAUCUUUGACAAUAUAGUAAAUGCUUCCACGUGCCUUCAACUGGAUAUUUGUAGUCUUGUUGAUGUCAGUUAUUGCUUUCUUAGGUGGUGCUUUCUUUUUAUUUUCCCCCUCUAAAGACAUGCUUGAUGUCAUCUGAAUUUCAGAUUGCCUAGCUAUUUCAAUAUGUCAAAGUUAUGUCUACUGGCUAUUAAAAUUAAAAGCAAGUGAUAUCAGUAAAGUAAAAUCCUUUUUAAUGUAUAAAACCCACACUGUUUAGACAGGUUUUAGGUAUUUUUUUCCAUUCUAAAUGUAAACAAAUAUGAUAGCAGUUUUUUUUUUUAUUUGUGACCUGUAAAUACUAUCCAUUUUGACAUAGGAAGAACUUUGGUUAGUAAUAAGUUCUAAUAGCGUUUGUUUUAAGGAAUGAAACUCAAUUAAGAUUUUUAAUACUACAUCAUUAAAAUGGAUAGAAUUUUAACUCUUGAGAUAUUUUCCAGGGGGUAAAAUGUCUAUUUAGGCAUUUAUAUUAAGAGCUAUGAAAGUUAUUACAGUAACAAUAUAGGCAUUGGUAUGAAUUCUCAGUAAGAAUGCAGUCGAACAGUCAAGUGCAGUGUUACUUUUGAUGUUUCUUUUUUUGCACCUGGGCCAGAGGUACCUGAUAUUUAUAAUUAGCUUAUGUUUACAUAUUAACAUAUAGGAACUAUCUCUGCACUUAACUGUACUUGAAUUUUGAGCAUUAUUUAUAUUUGUAAAAUAAUGAUGAUAUUAUAAGUGAAUUUUGUGCUCUCUUGUGUAUUUUGUUAAGGAAAAUAAAGAUGAUGUGGCAGCAA
Delphinapterus leucas (beluga whale) is the source of this 2256-nucleotide messenger RNA. RefSeq names its product lunapark, ER junction formation factor (gene LNPK). Gene Ontology annotation, biological process: endoplasmic reticulum tubular network organization. Lineage: Eukaryota; Metazoa; Chordata; Mammalia; Artiodactyla; Monodontidae. The record is from RefSeq and is a predicted model, not a curated record. Gene Ontology annotation, cellular component: endoplasmic reticulum tubular network.